GUCGCCAUUGAGGAGCAGAGUCCCGAGAUUGCACAGGGUGUGCACGUGGGACGUCGUGAUGAGGACGUCGGUGCUGGAGAUCAGGGCAUGAUGUUCGGUUAUGCCACGGACGAGACCGAAGAGCUCAUGCCCCUCACCGUCGUCCUCUCGCACAAACUCAACGAGAAGAUGGCCGAGCUGCGACGAAGUGGCGAGCUCGCUUGGCUGCGGCCCGACUCCAAGACCCAGGUCACCGUGGAGUACAAGAACAAGAACGGCAGCCUGACUCCGUGCCGCGUACACACCGUCGUCAUCAGCACCCAGCACAGCCCUGACGUAACCCUCGAAGAUAUGAAGACCGCACUGCUGGAGAAGGUCGUCAAGACCGUCGUUCCCGCUGAUAUGAUCGACGACAAAACCGUUUACCACUUGCAGCCGUCCGGUGUAUUCAUCAUCGGUGGACCUCAGGGUGAUGCUGGUCUGACCGGCCGUAAGAUCAUCGUAGACACGUACGGCGGCUGGGGUGCCCACGGCGGCGGCGCCUUCUCCGGCAAGGACCCGACCAAGGUGGACCGCUCUGCCGCGUACGCCGCCCGCUGGGUGGCCAAGUCUCUGGUCGCCGCCAAGCUGGCCAAGCGCUGCCUGGUGCAGGUGAGCUAUGCCAUCGGCGUCAGCUACCCGCUCUCCGUGCACGUUGACACCUACGGCACCGGUGCGCGCAGCGACGCCGACAUCCUCGCCAUCGUCAACAAGAACUUCGACCUGCGCCCGGGCAUGAUGAUCCGGGAGCUGGACCUGCGCCGACCGAUCUACCGCGACACGGCCAGCUACGGCCACUUUGGACGCACCAACCCCAACUUCCUCUGGGAGGUGCCGAAGCCUCUUGCUGUCUAAUUAUUACGUCUGCGUCUACUCCUACAAAACACAAUUUAUAGUUCUGUCAAAUUGUUCUAGACUACUUUAAUUUACUAUACUACAGUUCUCGACCUUUAGUUUCUUUUGCUGGGAGAACCUUCUGUUCUCUAUCCAGCUGCUACCUGGAUAUUUGUGGACUUUGCUAGACCAAGUAUUGAUUCAUAAUCUUUGAACUUUGCUAUACUAAUACACCGAGUAUGCUGGCACCAAGAGUACUCUUUAUGUACUCUUGCUGGCACUUAUAACGAAAGUUCUACACAUAAUAAUCCAGAGUGUGCACUGCACUGCAGCUCCCUGCAUGCAGGAGAAUGAAUCCACGGUGACGUUUGUUUCGCCCUAUAUAGGCUAUGAUUAUAAUACGGUAGCUUCAAUAAUAUAAUUAAUGGUUCACAUGGGUGUUGUGCAUGCAUGCAUUGCUGCAUGUUUACUGUUUAUCCACAUUUUUACAUUAAUUUGUUCAAAAAUGUGAAGUACAGUGGAGAUCGGAUAUAACGACAGGUUGAGUUUAGCGACACAAUUCUGUUGCCCAAGUCG
Molecule: messenger RNA, 1428 nt
Organism: Sycon ciliatum
Lineage: Eukaryota; Metazoa; Porifera; Calcarea; Leucosolenida; Sycettidae
Product: S-adenosylmethionine synthase-like
Biological process (GO): S-adenosylmethionine biosynthetic process
Cellular component (GO): cytosol
Molecular function (GO): ATP binding; methionine adenosyltransferase activity
Source: RefSeq, a predicted model, not a curated record